This is a messenger RNA of Penicilliopsis zonata CBS 506.65, 1344 nucleotides long. RefSeq lists its product as hypothetical. NCBI's taxonomy places the organism in Eukaryota, Fungi, Ascomycota, Eurotiomycetes, Eurotiales, Aspergillaceae. Bases 403 to 1035 code for a protein of 210 amino acids. The transcript has a single exon. The record is from RefSeq and is a predicted model, not a curated record.
CUGUUUCUUUAUUUAAUUACUAUCAAAGUCUUCCCUCCGACAACAUUCCAUCUACGAGUCUAGUCUGCAGACACUUGCUGUAGCCUUUACCGAACUACAGCAGCUCGAUAAAAAGGCAAGCUUCCGACUUUUUUUUUUCUCUCUUCUCUCCUCGUCGAAUAAAUAAUCAGCCACCUCAUGAUACAUUCGAUGAUCAUCGCGAGGAAGCUAGCUGACUGCCCUGUGCUGCAUCUAGUGGCAUGAUAUCAGUGCAAAUCUCCGUCAUCGCGAUUCUGCGUCUCCAGCUUUUUGCUUCCAACCAGUUACGAGACCCCCCAGUGAAAUCGGGCGAAUAUCGUUGAAUCAAGGCACCAAAAAAAAAAGAAAAGAAAGAAAGAAAGAAAGAAAAGAAUACCACCAACAAUGCCAUCUACCAUGUCCACGUCGCCGGCCUCCUCGUCGCCAACCUCGCCGGCCUUCCUCACCCCCGAAACGCUCGAAGCAGACCUCCUCGCCCAUCUGGCCUCCACCUCCGCUCUCGACGACCUACACGCCUCCCUCCUCUGUUCGCUACAACGGAUCGGCUGGACCGAGAAGAUCCGUCGACUGGCCGUCGAGCUGCUCCGCGCCGGGCGCUGCGAGCGCUUCGACGAGGUGGUUGACGCCGUCGUCGCCCUCGCAGAGGGGAGAAAACACCCCGCCCUUCUCGACCGAACCACGAAUAAUAAUAAUAAUAAUAAUAAUAAUAACAUGAGUACCUACGAGGAAGAUGCCGAUGAUUCGUUCUUUGAAAACGUCGAUGUGCGCGUUCCCCAGACCGUCGUCGACCAGGGCGUCCGCGCCAUCAAAGACUCGCUAAGAGAGAUUGUCGUCCUCGAAGACGACGCAGACCACCCGCCACCUCCGUUCCCGGCCUUGAACCCUCGCGACUCUCUAGAUAAUGGGACGGGCUCGUCGGAUUCCAAGACCAAGAAACAUUUGAAAAACGGGGAUGCGGGCGCUUCUCCCGCUAAGAAGGGAGAAAAGAAGGCAAAGGCAGGCAAGAACGUCAAGUGAGCCUGCUUAUCGUUUCCAUUUUGAUCCUCUUCUACAUGCAUCAGGGUGUUUUUUUUUUUUUCUGUCAUGUCGAUCGUUUCACGGCGUUGCUAUUAAAGAAAUGGUUUAGGGGGGAGUAGGGGGGGUUAGGGGGAGUCUGGGAAAGGGAUCAUAUAUUUUGUUCCAUAUAUCUGGAGUUUGGGCGCAUAGGCUUACCUACUAUCUACUAUUGAAUGAUCAUCGGAUCAUUGUUAAAUACGAUCUACGCGGAGGAGAUAAACAGGCUGUAUCCUUCCACUGAGCAAGUUAUUCAUAAUCGAGUAGAUUCCC